Molecule: messenger RNA, 1142 nt
Organism: Paramecium sonneborni
Lineage: Eukaryota; Ciliophora; Oligohymenophorea; Peniculida; Parameciidae
Source: the annotation of a GenBank genome assembly
AUGUAUUAAUAAUAAUUUGCUAAACCAACUAAGCAGAUUAAGAGUAAAGCUUUUAAAGAUAGACUUAAAGGUCAUAAAGAUGCUAUCAUUACUUUGAUUAGUCCCUAUGGAAUUAAUGGAAAUUACUUAUACUCUGCUUCUCGAGAUGGAAAUGUCAAAAGUAUCUAUAUAACUACUUAGGUUGGGAUCUAUUAAAUAGAUAAAUUGCAUCUAAAUUUCUUAUUUCCAAAAUUUCAGAUGAUACUACAGUCUAAGAUCAAGAUGAAAAUUAGUAAACCAUGAAGGGAAAUAUCAUAUGUGCUGCAACAUUUUCAGAAUCCGAUAUAUAUGUUGGGUAUGAUGAUGGUUUUAUUAAAUCAAAUAAUAUCAAAACUGGAGAAUCUGUAUAUUCUUAUCAAGGACAUAAAGCUUAAGUCACAUCAAUUCAUUUCUUAAAUAUUAGACAAUUUGCAUCUAGUUCUCUUGACGGGACUGUUAGAUUAUGGGAUUCAACAAGCAAUGAAUGUGAAGUUAUCUUUAAUAUUGGAUAUCCAAUCAAUACAAUGAAUGUAAUUUUUGAUAAAGAAAUCAACUUAUUAUAUGGUAAAAAUACUAUCGUCCAAGUUGAUCCAUACAAAUAAUCUAUUCUUAGAAGUGUUCAAUUUCCUAAUUUUACAAUUAUGUCAUACCUUAUACAUAAAACCUUAUUGAUUCUUGGAACUAUUGAUAAUUUUAUACAUCUUUAUGAACUCUAAUCACUAGAUCAACCAAGUCCAUAACCUAUCAAAGUAAUCGUUGGUCUACAUGGAUGGGCUUUAUGUAUGUUGGUUCAUGAUCCAUAUCUAUAUAUUGGAACUGAUGAUAAAAAAAUCAAAGUUUAUGAAAUGAAAAACUGGGAAUUAAAAGAAGAAUUCUCAGGACACAUUGAUGGAGUUACCACUCUUGCUCUUGCUAAUGGCCUUUUAUAUUCCGGAUCAUAUGAUCAUCUAAUCAGAUCUUGGGAUCUAUAAGAAAUGUAUUAAAGAAUUAGGGAAAGAGCCAUCAUGGAAAAGGAGGAUUUAAAUGUAACUAAUACUUUUUUAUAUCUUUAGAGUAGAAGAUAUGAUGUUUAUUUAAAGAGUUUACCUAAAAAGAAAAAAGCACCACCCAAAAAAAAAAAAUGA